AUGGCCAGCCAUGAGGACAAACCCCUGCCGGAGCUCCCGCAACGACCCAGUCCCACGAACUUGACCAUCGAGAGUCGCGCGCAUCUCCAGCGAUUCAUACUGCGCGCCCUCGACGACCAAGGCAGCUCCACGGACCACGAGCAAUGGGCCGACGCACUGCAUAACGCGCUGCAGGAGCUGGGCGAUAGCAUUACCCGCGGCGGGUGGUUGCCCGGACUGAGACGCGCUCGGAGCCUCAGGUCGAGACGAAGACACGAGGAGCGUGUGCAGCGGUUACGCGAGAGGGAGGAAAAGGGGAGAGAGGAAGGCGAAAGGGAAAGGACAAAGGGCAAGUCGAAGGAAGGCGUUGGGGACAGCGAGCAGGCGGCCAAACUAUCCUCGUCCGAACGCGGUUCCCCUCGUCUUGACAACUCCGAGGACUCUCGCGACGUGAAGCUUGGCCAGCUGCGUGCACUUGUCGGGGGGCAUCUGCGGCCUCUUGUUCCGAAGCCGUCCGCGAAGCACCUUCUCCUAACGGUCGAUGCAUUUGGGACUGCGGACCUACGUCUUGACGGCAGUAUCGACGGCCGUGUCGCGGAAUGCACAUUCAUGACGAACGUAUUCUCUAUUAAUGGCCCUAGCGGGGAAGACGCGUCUGAACAGGUGCUAUAUGGGUUGGACGAAUGGGACGCACAUCUGAACGACUCUUCCAAUGACUCUUCCGUGCAGGUCGUUGGAGGCGCCUUUCACUUUGGCGGUGUCACUCAUGCAGAACAACACGAUGCGCUCUGCAGAGUCCUCCGUCUUGGUCUCUACGUCUACCUCUCGCUCGUGCUCGAGCAGCACCUGCUCUCUAACUCACACAUCCAGUUGCACUUUCCCCGGCCGGCGACCAAACCGAAACUCUCGUUGCCGCUUGUGCCGUCGUUCAGUCUGGACCGGGGCCCGACGCAGGACGAGAAGCAGGGACAGAAGCGCGAGGGCGCGGUGGCGGGCGGGCUGUGGAACUUCUUCUCGAAGAAGACGGAGACGCUGCUGCACCGUGCAGCCAGCGUCGGGCCGUCAUUGGUGCAUCGAGGCUCGGCUGAGCUCCCGUUGACGCGUUCACAAGGCGAGCCGCGCACGUCUGUAGACGAAUUGGGCCAGCAAGGGGGUAGAAUAUCGCUCGACGCACACGGCAGUGACGGGGUGGCCCGCGAGCGCCCCUUCACUGCGACGCUACGCCAACUUGAAGGCUCGAAAGACCUGCUGACGACGAGCCCAGGGAUGGCUAUGCCAUUGCCGGACGUGCUUGUCGGUAUUGCAGGGCGCGAGAAACGGGAUCCACUGCGCAAGCUGUCGGGCGAUGACAAGGCGGCCCUAUCGAGCGUCCUCGGAUGGGAAGGCAAGGACGUGUUGGGCAGAGGGAUGACGGGCACGGCUGGGUUUGUGCGUCAUCAGGGCUUGUCCGUGUUGUUCUCGACACAUGUGCCUACGCCGCUGGUCGCACCGCAGGCUGCGGCACCAUCUGGCUCGGUAUUGUCAGUGCCAAGCACCAUAGCGCCUAUACAGAUGACUUCUUGCGGGACCCGGCGCAAGUGCGUUACCUUUCGGUACUACCAACGGGAUGGCGAGGCAGACGAGACACUCGGUGAGAUGGUCAUGAACGCAUGUGCGCGCGCCGACGAGUUGUGUGACAAGCCGGGCUGCCCGUUCAUGCGCGGCGAUCAUGACAGCAGGUGGAUCCACGCAGGCAUCCGCGUCGUCGCGACUGUAGGCUUGCCCUCGUCAGGCGCGGGCGACGACGACGGGAUCAUUAUGUGGGAGCAAUGCGCGAUCUGCGGACGGCAGACACGUAGGGAGCGCAUGCAUGACGGAACCUACCUGUUCUCGUUUGCAAAGUAUCUCGAGUUGCUGAUAUACUCGCCGGUGAUAUACACGAUCGCGCCGCCGCUGUGCGAGCACACACGGCUGCCCGCGCGCCCCUGGUCCGCGGAAGACACGCCUGUCCCGCGCAGUCGGUUCAAUGUACACCGCAAGUUUGCGUAUAGGUCACGCGUUGUGACAUUUUCGCUGUCCCCUGUCGAUGAUAUCUUCGAGCUGCGAGCCCCACGCUUGCAGAUUGUACGGCGGAGAGCACCGGAAAAAGCUGCGGAGAAGGACGCACAACCCGCCGCGGCGGGAGUCCCACUAGUAUUCACAGAAGAUGACCGACGGUCGUUGCGACUGGAGAUCAGGGGCUGGUGGCAAGGGCUCUCUGAACAUAUCGACGAACUUGAAGCGAAUUUCGUCAGUGAUAAGGGGAGCACACGGACGAAGACGCUGCCUCGCCUGCCGUCCGAAGACGACGCGUAUAACGUUUCCGAUGAGGCAGGCCUUGCUACCCCGAAGCCCUCUAUGUCGCGCCUUCCGUCGUCAGCAUCGUCAGCGUCAUCCGCACCUACUGUUACGCCCACUACUCACGACGCGGCUGCGUCCACCAGCAGGCCGACCCUUACUGCUGUCACCACCUCCGAGUCGGUGUUUUCCACCAGGUCAUCCAGUUCCUGCGAACUUGAUUCGAUGUCGCUGCUCUCCAGCCUGCGGCAUGCCUUUCAACGAGCAGAACAGACACUGUACACUGAGCUAUCACGAACACCGACAGCUUCGUUGAACGAUGUCCGCCGUUCGUUCGUGACGGCCGCCCGAGGCGCGUCCAAGCGACUGUCAGCAUGGGAGGCCAAGCAUUCGUCGCAGUUCCCGAAAGGGUUCAAGGCGUCUGGCAUGCCUUCCCUUGUGGAGCCCGAAUGGUGGAAGGCCGGCUGCCACGCCGUGCCGGGCGGUAAUGUGAUAGUCAGGGAGGACGAUUGGGGAUCCAUCAUUGCUUUCACAUUGAGCUCGGUGGACUAUCAGGGCGAGUUGGCGGGGAUGUCGAGCCCCAGUCCGCAUCCAAUGUCUGUCCCUCAGCCCCCUCCUCCCACUCCACUCGAGCCUCGGCCGUCAUACUUCACGAGAGGAUCCUCGUUCAGGCAUCUCUUUCUAGGCAACUCCGCCCAGCUAGAUCCUGACCAGGAUAACGUGGUGUGGCAGGAGCCAGAAACGUACUCUGCAGUGAUUAGUCGGAAGGAACACCCUCGCGAGCUAACCUCGCUGAUGCCUUUCAGGGAGGUCCUUCGACAUAAACCAAGCUCCGACGCAUCCGUCACCCCAACGCCCUCUAAGCUGGCCACCUCUGGGUCUCCCAAUCCAAAAGCCACGAAGGAAGUGCCGCCGUCCGCGAGGGCAAAACCCGCGGUUGAGCUAUCCAUGCAGGCAGCGGACGGCCGGCUCAGUGGGGGACCAGAGACCGCCGACAAGAUUCUUCACGAUCUGGAGGCAAAUUCAAGCAUGACGGACUCGUGGCGUCAUUCCGGCUCGAACGCUCCUAGCUCUAGUUCCGGAUUUGUUGAGACGCAUAUCCGCCGAGGAAAAACCGCAUCUAUCAUCUCGACUGACAGCGAUGUUACCACCGGGGCAGACAGCAGCUGGAGCCAAGAUGCUACGCCACCGCCACCGCCCCCGAAGGAUGGCAACGACUCCUUGACCAAUUCUUUAGAGAUACAUUCUCAGCCUGCAGUGGAUCCUGGCGUUGGCGCGCCUUCUUCGAUCACUGUAACGCUGACCAGCACCAUAGCCAGUGCUAUGCGAUACAUGUUGAAGCCUGGUGAGAUCCCGCGCGCUCUACCAUCUGCGCCACAUCAUGGGCUGCUGUCGGCGGACUCGCCUGCGAUUGACGAGCGGCCGCACAUCAAAUAUGACUGGACGAUCGGUAAGAGACUGAAGUUCAGCUGUACGGUAUACUACGCCAAGCAGUUCGACGCGCUGCGCCGCCGGUGCGGUAUCGAGACUGUCUUCCUGCGGAGCUUAGCGAAGAGCGAGAACUGGGCGGCCGACGGUGGCAAGAGUCGGUCGAACUUCUGGAAGACGUCAGACGACCAGUUUAUCAUCAAGACGCUAGUGAACGCGUGGAAUGUGGCAGAUCUCCAGGUGCUCAUUGAGUUUGGUCCAUCUUACUUCCGCUAUAUGGACGCGACCGCAGCCAAGCCCUCCGUGCUCGCCAAGUUGCUGGGCUUCUACACGGUCGAGAUCCGCAAUCUCGAGACAGGGGCAACGCAAGCGAAGGCAGAUUUGCUAGUCAUGGAGAACUUGUUCUACAACCAGAAGAUCAAUAAGACGUUCGAUCUUAAGGGUAUUCAGGGCCGGAAAGUGAAGGCAUCGAAUUCCACAUCGAAGACACUUUUUGAUGGCGAAUGGAUUGAAGACCAGAGGAGGGCGUUGACGCUCGUGCGUCCACAUUCCAAGGUCGUCUUUCAGGAAGCCAUCAAAGCAGAUUGUGAUUUCCUUGCUCGUAGCAAUAUCAUGGACUACUCUCUGCUUUUGGGUAUCAACGACGAGAGCAAACACAUCGCUUGUGGUCUGGUAGACACGAUCGGCAGCUAUACCUUCGCUAAGACACUUGAGUACAAGGCGAAACAAGGCCUCAAUGCUGGCAAAGAGGUAACAGUUGUGCCACCGCACGAGUAUCAGGAGAGGUUUGUGGGCGCUAUGGAUGACUACUUCCUAGCAUGUCCAGACAAGUGGUCGCGACCUCUUGACGACACCAACGUCCCUCACGAUUGCAGGCAAUUACCCAGUGUGCUGUGA
This is a messenger RNA of Postia placenta MAD-698-R-SB12, 4620 nucleotides long. RefSeq lists its product as hypothetical. The transcript has 10 exons. Bases 1 to 4620 code for a protein of 1539 amino acids. Gene Ontology annotation, biological process: phosphatidylinositol phosphate biosynthetic process. NCBI's taxonomy places the organism in Eukaryota, Fungi, Basidiomycota, Agaricomycetes, Polyporales, Adustoporiaceae. Gene Ontology annotation, cellular component: endosome membrane; fungal-type vacuole membrane. Gene Ontology annotation, molecular function: 1-phosphatidylinositol-3-phosphate 5-kinase activity. The record is from RefSeq and is a predicted model, not a curated record.